AUGUCUGACCAACAACAGGAUCGUCCAGCACGUCAAGAACGUCAGGCGCCUGCACGUGGCUACAUGGGACGCCCAGAGAAGCAGAGAAAUGCGCAAGCACCUAAUCUGUGGAAAGGAAAACCAGCCCAGCCACCGAGAGCCGAAAAACUCUCCCCACGUAAUGCGCCAGCGCAAUUACCAUCACCAUCUCGAUUACACGACAUUUCGCAUGUUAAAGUGACCGAGGUCAGCCCAGCAGAAGGAUCCGUCUUUGCUUCUGGUAUUUCAGUUCGUGAAGUCUCUCCAAGAUUAGAGUUCACACCGUCUACCCCAGCAAUUAUCGACAUCUCACGUCAGACCUUCGCGGAAAUGAUUACAGACGAUUCAAAUCUGUCUAAAUCACUACUUCCGGAGUAUCUAGACUACUACACCACAUCCAUGCUAUGGCUCAGAAUUCUGUCCUUAAAACAGAAGAAUUCUCAACCGCUCAUAGAGCAAGAGCAAGAUAUCUUACAACUGGUACAAACAACACCAUUCACGGUACCAGAACCGAUAUUUUUGCAGCUGAGACAGAUAGGUAACAUAGUUACCUCAACGAAACAACAUCUGUACCCAGCCUUCCCCGAGUUACCGACCUAUCAGUUCAAUCACAGAGGCGGAUACUACGGAGAACUAGUUGUCCCGAAUCCGGAAACGGAUGAUAACAUUCACAACCUGUACGAGGAAAUCCCUUGUUUAGGGGUCCUAACAGAAGCAGUCCGAGCAUCAAUCGGAAACGCAGGACCAGGCAACUACCAGUCCGCUGUAAGUUACAGAGGACUUCAACCCAACAGAAACCUAUUAGGUUUCCGACCUUUAGGGUCCAGACGAUUGGAACCUAAGAAUCUAGCAUUCGAAUGUGACAUCACUGAUGUCAACUUUCCAAGUUACCCUGAACACACAGGUUUUAACUUCAGAUUCUUAACUUCAAUCUCCGAUGUAUUGGCAAAUUCCAAGACAUUCAAGAAUACCGAAGUGGUAUUCUCCACACUAACGGAAGUAGGAGCGCAGUCCCAGACUGUUAUAUCAAGACCUAUCCCGUUACCAGGCAACUUAAGCCUCAGUGGUGAACAAAACGUCACCUCCCUGUGUCAGGAAUCUAUAUCAGUAUACGGAUCAGCAACUUUCUUUAACUCUCAGUUAAUUAAGACCAGCGUUUCGGAUAACAACCACACCAAUUGGUGUGUGAUAACACCAGAUAAUGACACCCCUAUUCCACCAGAGUGGAUAGAAAACCGCAACAACAGACGCAACCUACCCGAGCCAUAUUUAGCUAGGGUAUUCACAACUGUCUCUCAGCAGGCAGAAGCGUUCAGAAUUAACACUAUAAAAACAUUAGUGUUAACGAAGCGAUAA
Molecule: messenger RNA, 1374 nt
Organism: Macrosiphum euphorbiae (potato aphid)
Lineage: Eukaryota; Metazoa; Arthropoda; Insecta; Hemiptera; Aphididae
Source: the annotation of a GenBank genome assembly